AUGUCUCGCCAGAACUCGAGCCGAAAGAUCUCGUUCAAUGUUAGCGACCAGUACGAGAUCCAGGAUGUCGUCGGUGAAGGUGCCUAUGGUGUUGUUUGCUCAGCACUGCACAAACCAUCCGGACAGAAAGUCGCUAUCAAAAAGAUUACCCCGUUCGAUCAUUCCAUGUUCUGUCUUCGUACGUUGCGUGAAAUGAAGCUUUUGAGGUACUUUAACCACGAGAACAUCAUUUCCAUCCUCGAUAUCCAAAAGCCCCGGAACUAUGAUAGCUUUAACGAAGUCUAUCUUAUUCAGGAACUUAUGGAAACCGACAUGCACCGCGUGAUUCGUACCCAGGACCUCUCAGACGACCAUUGUCAAUACUUCAUUUACCAAACCCUCCGUGCUUUGAAGGCCAUGCACUCCGCCAAUGUCCUCCACCGAGAUUUAAAACCCUCCAAUUUACUCCUAAACGCUAACUGCGAUCUCAAAGUCUGUGAUUUCGGACUUGCGAGAUCCGCAGCCUCAAGUGAUGAUAACUCCGGGUUUAUGACUGAAUACGUCGCAACCAGAUGGUACCGUGCUCCGGAGAUUAUGUUGACAUUCAAGGAAUAUACCAAGGCUAUUGAUGUCUGGAGUGUGGGAUGUAUCUUGGCAGAGAUGUUGAGCGGGAAGCCAUUGUUCCCCGGAAAGGACUACCACCACCAGCUCACUUUAAUUCUCGACGUUCUCGGCACCCCAACAAUGGAAGAUUACUACGGAAUUAAGUCACGCCGCGCACGAGAAUAUAUCCGUUCCCUGCCAUUCAAGAAACGUGUCCCAUUCGCUAGCAUGUUCACAAAGACCUCGCCUGCCGCGCUAGAUCUCCUUGAGAAGCUGUUGGCAUUUAACCCAGCCAAGAGAAUUACAGUUGAGGAAGCGCUAAGGCAUCCUUAUUUGGAGCCAUACCAUGAUCCAGAGGAUGAGCCGACUGCACCACCAAUUCCUGAGGAGUUCUUUGACUUCGACAGGAAGAAGGAUGAAUUGACAAAGGAGCAGUUGAAGAUGUUGAUCUUCGAAGAAAUCAUGCGGUAG
Molecule: messenger RNA, 1053 nt
Organism: Orbilia oligospora ATCC 24927
Lineage: Eukaryota; Fungi; Ascomycota; Orbiliomycetes; Orbiliales; Orbiliaceae
Exons: 5
Coding region: 1-1053 (350 amino acids)
Biological process (GO): protein phosphorylation; intracellular signal transduction
Cellular component (GO): nucleus; cytoplasm
Molecular function (GO): MAP kinase activity; ATP binding
Source: RefSeq, a predicted model, not a curated record